Molecule: messenger RNA, 858 nt
Organism: Rotaria sp. Silwood1
Lineage: Eukaryota; Metazoa; Rotifera; Eurotatoria; Philodinida; Philodinidae
Source: the annotation of a GenBank genome assembly
AUGAAUUCAAUUACUAUCGGAUGGAAAAAACAAUUGCCUGGUCAAGUCGAAAUUUCAAGUAAAAAGAAAAAUGUUCAGAAUAGUAUACCACGCCAAAUUUUUCCCAGAAAACAACCACAAGCAUUUCAAAAUAUAGAAUCUUUUAAUACAGGAACAAUUCGAUCUAACAAACAACUUCUCGAAGAUCCUCCUCAUACGUGGGUUCCCACACAUAACUUAGCUUUAAGACCAGCCAAUGAUUCGACGUCUCAAAUAAAAAUAUAUAAUGAUAGACGACUUUGUAGUGCACGAGCAGCGGUUCUUACAUUUCUUAUUGCUGCUAUACUGAUAAUAGGUGCAGGUGCUUCUAUUGGUAUUGUAUUUGCUGUCAUAAAUUCUAGCAGUUCAUCUGGAACUGGAAAUAGUAGCCAGAACUCAUAUACGACAAUAACAUCAGGAGCAGGAACUAGUAGUGUCAGCAUCGGUAGUCAAACUGGGUCAGGGUGUACAGGUUAUACAGAAAUCAAUGACCCAACACGAAGUAUUAGUUAUGUCGGAUCACUCAAUUCUUGUGAUAAUGGACCAAUAUUCAAUGCAACUAAUGGGGGAGCUUGGAUCCGAUUUGUUGGUACUGGUGGAGAUAAAAUUCCUAUGGUAUCAGCUGGUACUAAUCAUUGUGGUGGUUACUUGUCUGGUUGGUACAAUGAUACAUUACCACUGACGCAAGAUGUUGUCAUUAGUGGAACAGUAUGCUUCGAUGCUCCUGGAGGUGAAUGCAUCUUUUCCGUUAGUAUCUCAGUAAUCCAUUGCUCUGCUGGUUAUUAUGUUUACUUUUUAUCACCUUUAUCUAUAUGUAGUGCACGUUAUUGCACAACAUGA